GAGAAACCGAAUCACAAAACCAAAAAUGGCCACCACGAUCCCACUCUUCGCCUCCUUCAAAUACGCCGACAGCCUAACCGUCGUCGGCAUCUCCUUCUUCACCGCCUUAGUCUGCGAAGCCAUCUCCUGGAUCCUAAUCUACCGCACCACCUCCUACAAAUCCCUAAAAUUCUCAAUCGACAAAGCCGCCAAGAAGCUCGAGACGAUGAAGACCGAGAACCCUUCCUCCAAGCUCACGAUCAAGAAAUCGAAAACCAAGAAGAUCGACCGCGUGGAGUCUUCUUUGAAGGAAUCGAGCCGAGAUCUGUCGCUGUUCAAGUUCAAAUCGGGAGCAGUUGUGGCGCUUGUUUUGUUCGUGGUGUUCGGGUUGUUGAACUCGUUGUUUGAAGGGAAGGUCGUUGCGAAGCUUCCGUUCCAUCCGAUCGCGAUCGUGAGGAAGAUGAGUCAUAGGGGGUUGAAAGGCGAUGACGCGACGGAUUGUUCGAUGGCGUUUUUGUAUUUGUUGUGUUCGAUUAGUAUUAGGACGAAUUUGCAGAAGUUUCUUGGGUUUUCUCCGCCACGUGGCGCUGCUGGUGCUGGUUUGUUCCCUAUGCCUGAUCCCAAGACUAACUGAUAUGUUUAGUUAUAUGAUCAGAUCAGUGCUCUCUCUAUCUUUUUCUACUUUUGUUUUUUUUUAUUAUAAAGAAACAGUUUCAGUUUUUCUUUUUUCUUUGGAGUCUUAUAUGGAAGUUAAUCAAGAGACUAUGUUGUUGUUUUUUUUGUUGAAUCUUAAUAUGAUUUAUAUUGGUUUGUGGAUUCUCU
Eruca vesicaria subsp. sativa (arugula) is the source of this 801-nucleotide messenger RNA. The record is from the annotation of a GenBank genome assembly. NCBI's taxonomy places the organism in Eukaryota, Viridiplantae, Streptophyta, Magnoliopsida, Brassicales, Brassicaceae.